This is a messenger RNA of Anopheles marshallii, 2025 nucleotides long. RefSeq names its product kelch-like protein 5. Gene Ontology annotation, molecular function: protein binding. The coding region runs from base 1 to 2025 and encodes 674 amino acids. The transcript is spliced from 6 exons. The record is from RefSeq and is a predicted model, not a curated record. Lineage: Eukaryota; Metazoa; Arthropoda; Insecta; Diptera; Culicidae.
AUGAGCAACGAAAUCUCGUGCAAGGGAAGCCCAACAUCUAGCGCUAGUGUCCGCGCAAGCCUCGUGACGGACGAGAGCCACUUCAGUCUGGCGAGCCUAAACUCGUCCGUCAGUCAGGAUGAGUUCUUCCGGUGUCGCGAUCACUCCGAUCUGGUGCUGAAACGAAUGCAAGACUACCUCCAGAGUGAGAAGCUUUGUGAUGUGGUGCUGAUCGCUGGUGUCGACGGUCGACGAAUACCAGCCCAUCGUCUGGUGCUCUCAGCUUCAUCUGCAUACUUCAGCGCAAUGUUUACCGGGCAGCUGCGAGAAAGCCAGCAGGAAGAAAUCACGCUGCAGGAAGUGUCCGGUGACGCGCUGAACUCACUCAUCCAGUACUGCUACACCGGAGCGAUCGAGAUCCGGGAGGACACAGUUGAAACGUUGCUGGCCACGGCGUGCCUUUUGCAGCUCAGUACGAUCGUCGGUGCGUGCUGUAACUUUCUCGCUCGUCAAUUACAUCCGUCCAACUGUCUGGGGUUUUCGCUGUUUGCCGAACAGCAAGGCUGCACCGCCCUGCUCAAGUUGGCCACCGCGUACACCUGUCAGCACUUCCAGCAGGUAUGGAAGAACCAGGAAUUCUUCAUGCUCGACGCGGCCCAGCUGGCCAACCUGCUGCGGAGUGACGAUCUGAAUGUCCCGAACGAGCAGGAGGUAUUUCAUGCGCUGAUGGCAUGGAUACAGUACGAUGCUGAGGGCCGCAAGCGUCACAUUCCGGAACUGUUGGCAUUGAUAAAGUUGCCACUACUGCAACCUUCGUUCAUAGUGGAUCACGUGGAAGCUCUCUGCGGUGGAGCGAACGAGUGUCAACAGCUCGUGAUGGAAGCGUUCAAGUGGCAUCUAAUUCCCGGGCGCCGGUCACUAAUCGCCACAUCUCGCACCCGGCCACGAAAGUCUACCAUGGGCCGUCUGUUGGCGGUCGGCGGCAUGGACGGUCAUAAAGGUGCGAUCAGUAUCGAGAGUUACGAUCCGCGGUUGGAUAAGUGGACGCUGCUGAAGAACAUGCCAACGCGCCGUCUACAGUUCGGGGUGGCUGUGCUGGACGAUAAGCUGAUCAUUGUCGGCGGUCGGGAUGGUUUGAAGACGCUCAACACGGUCGAUAGUUUCGAUUUGAACACGAUGUGUUGGAGUACGCUGGUGCCGCCGAUGGGUACGCCUCGGCAUGGACUCGGGGUAGCCUUCCUGGAAGGUCCACUGUACGCGGUCGGUGGCCAUGAUGGAUGGAGCUAUCUGAACACGGUGGAACGUUGGGAUCCCUCGGCACGCACCUGGAGCUACGUUGCGCCUAUGUCUGCCAUGCGAUCGACAGCUGGUGUGGCCGUCCUCGGUGGACGGUUGUACGUGAUUGGUGGUCGUGAUGGUAGCGUGUGUCAUCGAACGGUCGAGUGUUACGAUCCGCACACCAACAAGUGGACAUUGCGUUCGCCGAUGAACCAACGGCGUGGUUGUGUGGGCGUUGGAGUUCUGAACGGGUUCUUGUACGCGCUUGGUGGUCACGAUUGUCCGCCAAGCAAUCCGGCCGUAUGCCGAACGGACACUGUCGAACGUUACGAUCCGACAACCGAUACAUGGACAUUGAUUGCAUCGCUUAGCGUGGGCAGAGAUGCGAUCGGUGUGAGUGUGCUAGGCGAUUUUCUGGUCGCACUCGGCGGGUACGAUGGCAUCCAGUACCUGAAGAUCGUCGAGCAGUACGAUGCGGAAACGAACGAAUGGACAUCGAUCGCACCGGUCAACUAUAGCCGGGCCGGUGCAUGUGUCGUUGCGAUUCCGAACAGCUUCUCAAAUGCGGCAUCCACAACCGGUGGCGUUGGACUUCCGUCAGCCAGUGCAAAUCCUUCCUCUCCGAACAACGCCAUCGCUUCGUCCUCUUCAUCUUCAGCAGUGAAUGUUCCGGUUGCCAACAAUAGCACCACGGGAUGGCGUGGAAGUACCAGUGCCAGCAAUUAUUAUUAUCGCAGACAUUUCCGCAUUUGUGAUUAUUAUGUGUAG